GUGUAUGAGCGCAUGCCUCGUCAGUAAUCUACUCACUGAUGCCUAUAAAUGAACAAGUUGUUUAACGCUCCCUCCCUCACUGAUUUCCGCUUCCUCUGUCCUUUCUACUCAGAAUGGCUCUUCUACUUUGUAUUCAACUUUUGCCUCUCGUCUUACAAUGCUCAGCUGAAGGCACUGGGGUAGAGACUACCUCCUCUGCUGCCAUCUCCAGUCCCACUGUAUCUUCAUCUCCAGACUCAGACUCCCGGCACCUAAAAUUUAUCAUCAUCGGUCUGCUCUGUGGUGCCGCCGUGCUCUGUGAUCGUUUCUGUUCUUCUCUCAAUAUAUUGUCGAGAACGCAAACGCAGUAUAUCUGAUGGAGAGGAUAUCGUGAUUGCGAAUAAGAUCUUGGACAAAUGGGAAGGAGUGCACCCAGUUUCGAAUGGCCCUGGGAAAGAUGUCCUGGACUACGACAUCUUCGUCUCUUGACGCU
Molecule: messenger RNA, 472 nt
Organism: Desarmillaria tabescens
Lineage: Eukaryota; Fungi; Basidiomycota; Agaricomycetes; Agaricales; Physalacriaceae
Exons: 3
Coding region: 114-356 (80 amino acids)
Source: RefSeq, a predicted model, not a curated record